AUGUUCCAUCUCUUCUCAAACCUCCCUCCAGAGCUCCGGCAUGAGAUUUGGAUCGAAACUUUGCCAGCAUCACAAGUCCACUUUUUGACUCGUGGCCCUCCUUAUCAAGGAGAGUCAAAGGGCGACGACAUACCUCUUUGGCUGCAAAACAUUAUAUCACCACCAUUACCUGUCGCCCUAAUGAUCAACAGAGAAUCGCGACGCAUUGCCUUGGAACAUUAUCGGCUGUUCCCAAAAUAUCCCCCACAUUUCUAUCCCCCCGAACAGAUGCCUUACGGGUACUUCAAUCCCACGGAAGACAUUCUGCAUAUCCCAAAUAUGAUGCGCAGUGAUGAUUGGAAUUUUGGAAACACACCGUUUCAUACAAUCACCUUUUGCGUCCAGGAAUACGACAAUCCAGCCCAAAUUCCUGAUGAACUUCCGGAGACGAACGAGGAAGCACAAGAAGACAUGACCUCAAACCUGUCAGAGGAGCUUAUCAAAAUGGCUCAACAGAGACUUUCCUUGGGAUUAGUCCGCCCUGGAGAGUCGUUUGCGCCGAGAAUCAUACUCGUUGCGAUUGAUAGACAACACAAGCAUCACAGCGAUUGCCGUCAUAUUUGGCCGAUUGGUAGACCGUUUUGGAUCAUGAGUUAUAGAAGGAGGUUAGGCUUUAUACUGUCCAGAAAGAUGCCGCGAACGAGACCAGCUACCAGAUGGGUUGCGGAGCUGCGAAAAGACAUAUCCGACAAACUGGAUGACGAGACAGAUAAGAAGAGAUAUCUCCCAGAGGUCAAGAUUGGGAUAAUGCCUCUCAUAUGUGACUGCCCCGAGGUAGCUGAUACGUUGAGGGACGGCAAAUAUGGGAAGGGUGUUAGAUAUUUGGAGGGGUACGCCCGCGAGUGGUGA
Fusarium poae is the source of this 888-nucleotide messenger RNA. RefSeq lists its product as uncharacterized. The transcript has a single exon. Lineage: Eukaryota; Fungi; Ascomycota; Sordariomycetes; Hypocreales; Nectriaceae. The record is from RefSeq and is a predicted model, not a curated record. Bases 1 to 888 code for a protein of 295 amino acids.